Cynoglossus semilaevis (tongue sole) is the source of this 2700-nucleotide messenger RNA. It is a transcript of the gene lpcat4, whose product is annotated as lysophosphatidylcholine acyltransferase 4. The record is from RefSeq and is a predicted model, not a curated record. Gene Ontology annotation, biological process: phosphatidylcholine acyl-chain remodeling. Bases 1092 to 2666 code for a protein of 524 amino acids. Lineage: Eukaryota; Metazoa; Chordata; Actinopteri; Pleuronectiformes; Cynoglossidae. Gene Ontology annotation, molecular function: lysophosphatidic acid acyltransferase activity; 1-acylglycerophosphocholine O-acyltransferase activity; calcium ion binding. Gene Ontology annotation, cellular component: endoplasmic reticulum. The transcript is spliced from 14 exons.
UCUUAUAGGACAUCUGCUGCUGGUUAAGUUGUUUUAACGUAACAUUUUAACAGCACAGUUAGGAUCAGCUGUGUCUCCUGAACCAAACCUUGCUAUUUUGAUGAGUCAGACUGCUUCAGUUUAUGGGUGUGUGUGUUGGGGAAAGGUGGGGGGUAAAGGGGAACUUAGACUGAAACUGAACUCUCUUCUUUAUAACUAUUUAUUCCAGUGGUUACAGCUGGGAUUUAGGGAACACUUUAGGACUUGUUGUUUGAAAUCUUCAUAAUAUUUUGUGCCUCACACUACAAUGAUAUUUUUUUAAAUUGUUGAAAUACAUAUUUAUUUGAAUAUCAUGUUACCAAAGAAAAGAAUGUUUGGGCAAAAAAUACAUUAAAUUACAUUUAAAAUCUUUUUUAUCUAUAAAAGUGUAAAAGAGACUGAAUGUCCUUCAGUGUGCUAAAUAUUCAACCUGUGGGUGUGUGGGGUGUUGUGUCAAAUGUGAUAUCUGCAGCAACACCCUGCUCCCAGAACAAUAGCGUCUGAAAACUGUAGGUCAGAGGCCAGUAAGAUUACACAGCUUUUGGUUUGUCAUGGAUCAACUGUAUAAAAAGUGUUGAAGAAUUUUUUUUUUCUUAUCUAAUAAAUGUGUUAGUAAGGGUUUUUUUCGUUUUUGAUUUAUUAAAGCUAACGCCUGAGAAACAAACAGACAAUAUACAAUGCAGACAAUAUAAUUAUUUAUUUCCCGCCAUAUGUCCCUAGAGGGGCUCCGUAAUACUGAUGCUACUGUCAACUCAACACAUAUGUUUAAUAUGUUUAAACAUGACGCUGCAGUUAGACCAAGAUUUAAAAAGGAAAAUAGAAAACAAUAUGUAAGGAUAGAAAGACAAGGAAGGAAAGACGGAAAGUCCAAAGGUGAUACUAACGCAGUAUUUCAAUAGGAAGCAUCUCAAUGACAUACGUUUUAUUCUUAUUUAUGGUUUCUGGUACAACUAGUCUUCGAUGGACCACUUCAUCUCCUCCGGCAUAGACCGGUUUGACCCGCCAGACUCGGCCCACAGUCGCGCUUGUUGGGCAGGGUAUGGAGGCGUGAAAGGGGCGGGACAGUCGUCGUCAUGGAGGAGAACGGCGGUCAGUCACCCCGGCAGGAAUAUCCACAUCCGUUUGUCCACCAAGUGAAGCUGAACAGAGUGGAGAGAAUCAGGGGAAUCAUCUUGGGCAGCAUCCUCUUCCCUCUCCGCGUCACACUGACAACUUUACUUUUCCUCAUCACCUGGCCUUUGGCGCGACUAAGACUGGCUGGCCUGUCUCAGGAGGAGUGUUCCCGACCCGUCAGAGGGUGGCGCUACUGGCUCUUACACCCCAUAGUCUGGCUUCUUAGUAGAGCUGUAUUUUUUUCCCUGGGAUUCCUGUGGGUGAAGGUCAAAGGCCGCAGGGCUGACUUGAAGGAGGCGCCAGUGCUGGUUGUUGCACCUCACAGCAGCUUUCUGGACAUGUUAGUUCUUCUUCCAACACAGCACCCCACCGUGGUCUCCCGCUCAGAGAACAGCAACAUACCAGUCAUUGGAGCUUUGCUGGAGUAUAACCAGUCGGUGCUAGUGAGCAGGAAGGAUCCAGAGUCAAGGAAAAAGGCUGCCACACAGCUCAAUGAGAGGCUGACCUCCAAUGGCUACUGGCCACAGAUGCUGAUGUUUCCAGAGGGGACGACAACCAAUGGACAGGCUCUCAUCAAAUUCAAGCCUGGUGCCUUCCUCGCUGGAGUCCCAGUCCAACCUGUUCUGUUGCGUUACCCCAACAAACUGGAUACUGUUCGCUGGACGUACAAAGGAACAGCCUGGUACGAGGCUCUGUGGCACACGACGUCUCAGUUUUACACCAACACAACAGUAGAGUAUUUGCCAGUCUACAACCCUUCAGAGGAGGAGAAGAAAAACCCAGGUCUGUACGCAGACAACGUCCAGGCACUCAUGGCAAAGGCGCUGGGAGUCCCAGCUACUGAUUAUGUGAUGGAGGGAGGAGUUCCUGUCAGUAAACUGGGAGGACUCUCUCUCCCACUGGAGUCUCCUGCCAGGGCAACUCUGUCACUGCUGCAGAAAGCUGGUCUGCAGACACCAGACGUGGAAGCAACUCUGGAGCGAAUGAGUGACAGGUGCCAGUCUGAAGUUCAGGGGUCAAAGGUCUGUGCCGAGGAACUAGCAACUCUGCUCGGACUGAAGGACAGAGAGAUGGCAGUCGAGCUGUGUGCUCUCUAUUCCAAGGAUGAGAGUGUGAACAUCCGACAGUUGUAUCUGAGCAUCGCUGCAGUCUCAGGAUUUGUCAGCUUCAAGUCAAUGCUUCACUCUGCUUUCAGUAUGUUUGACAAGGAGAACAAAGGCAGCCUGGCGGCUGAAGAGCUGUCCGGCCUGAUGGGGGCGCUGCUUGGCUUUCCUCAGCACAGUACUGCUGAUCUCUACAAGGAGGCCUCGCCCUGCACUGAAAAUGAUCUGCUCAGAGUGCUGACAGACCAUCCCACCUAUCAGAGGCUGUGGAAUGAGUACCUGCAGCCGGAGACGUGGUCUCCCCUGCCCUACACCUCGUUGGCCAACGGCAAUACCCUAAAUAACAACGGAAAUUUGCACCACGGAAAUGUCCACAACAGAAGCGUGCACGACAGCAAUGGUUCCCUGCACCACAGCAAAAAGUUCCAUUGACUACUUUCCAUCAGAUACUUCUUUGUUCCAUGAC